Molecule: messenger RNA, 2765 nt
Organism: Pimephales promelas (fathead minnow)
Lineage: Eukaryota; Metazoa; Chordata; Actinopteri; Cypriniformes; Leuciscidae
Source: RefSeq, a predicted model, not a curated record
GGCUUUAAGCUCUGGUUGUGUCUGUUUUCCGCUUUAAUGGAAUUCCACUUUAAAUGUUUGUUUUUAUUUUUGUAUGCUUGUUUGUUUAAGAAAAUCAAGCCUGUGUGAAUAGACGUAUCAUUUGGGAAAUAUACAAUGUGGAAGGAGGAGUAAACUCUGUGGUAAAGGAGUAAACCUUGUGCCUGGCAGAGAAGGAGACCACCAGACUGCAAAGAUGAAAGUGAAAUGGACCAAGUUGGGCAUGGUCUUCUUUCUGCUUCUCUCUUUUGUAAUGACGGGCUGUUUUCUUUGGCAGUACAGGAUUCCCAAAGCAACGCCAGUGGAUAUAAGAGUUGCAAAAGAAGUGAAAGAGGAGAAGAUGUGCCCACGUUUCCCUGAGGCCGUACCGCUGAAGCACCCAAUACCUGUCCUCAUGAAUGCUUUGGACAAGGUGGAUGUGCUUUUGAGAACCAACCUUGAUUCCACAAAACUGCCGGCCGUUUCUGCCAUUGUAAUAUUUAAUGAUUCUGUAUUGUGGAAUGGUAAUUUUGGCAGAAAAAAUGGAAGUGACCCGAAGUCUCCCCCAAUAAAUGAGUACACAGUUUACAGAAUUGCAAGCCUCUCAAAAAUCUUCCCCACCUUGAUGCUGUAUAAACUUUGGGAGGAUGGAAAAGUGGAUUCCCUGGAUGACCCUCUGGGAAAGUAUGUUAAGAACUUCACCAUGAAAAACCCUCUGGGGAAAAGAUGGGGUCAUGACCUCAAGUCCAUCUCUGAAGGCAUGAGCAGUAAAGAGGCUCAAGCUCACAUCUCCUCAGUUACCUUGAGAAGGAUGGCCAGUCAGCUGUCAGGCUUACCAAGGAGGCUCAGGGCGACUACUUUACUCUGGAAAGGCAACACUCAGGCCGCUGUGGAUUUAUUACAAGAUGAUGUUCUCGUUGCUGACCCUGGAACAAAAUGCCACUACAGCAACUUAGCCUUCUCCCUGCUGGCUCACGUGAUGGCGGAGAAGGUAGCAGGGACGGAUUAUCAACGAUGGGUGUCUGAAAAUAUCUUGCAACCACUGGGAAUGGAGGACACCGGAUUUGAAAUCACCCCACAGAUUGAGGACCAGAUGGCAAUAGGUGUUUACUCAAGUGGGCAGCCUGCACCCCUGUAUGACCUCGGCUGGUAUAGACCAUCGGGGCAAAUGUACUCCACGCCUGCUGACAUGGCCAAACUGGUGAUGAUGCUGCUGGGCGCAUACUACCGUCAGGUUCUCAAGCCCGAAACCCUCAAAACCAUGCUGACUCCUCUGUUUCGCUGUGAAAAAAGUUACUUUGCAGAACAAUCGGGCACACCUUGGGAGGUGAAUGAACAGUUGGGCUAUGACAUCAUACGUAAAGAUGGAAAUCUAGAUGGUUAUUCAGCCUCGAUUUCCCUCGUUCCUCGCUUGAAGCUCGGGUUGGUCAUUUUAAUGGCUGGAACCAAACCUGAAGAUGAGGAUCUCGUGGCCAAGGCAUACAGUUAUCUCAUCCCUGCCAUGGAAAGUGCCUUCAGGAAUGCACCUCGUGUUCUCAUCCCUCCACCAGACCCUGCUCCCUACAUAGGCUUCUUUACUUAUAGCAACAUAACGUUCUAUGAGAUCAAAACAGACACAGAUGGAGUGCUGUCUCUGGAGCAGUUCGGACCCCAAGUAGACACCAUGAUUCCUUUGAAGUACAGAAGUUUGAAACUGAGUUAUCUGCAGGAUAGGGUGUUCAGGGUGGUGUUUGAGAAGGAGUACCCAUGUCAGCUGAAGGUUAUCGCUGCCUCUGUGUCUCUUGAAUCUCAGGACGGGCAGCUCUUUAACUUUUACAUCUUCAACAAAAAGGGCCAAUCACCAGGUUUUGAUGUCCCGGGGUUAAACACCUACAAAGUUGCACGGAUAACCCGCAAACCCAUUUUCAGCAGUUGAAGAAAUAAUGUGAUCAUGCUUUUGAUAAUCUGAAAUCAUUAUGAUCAUGAACUGUUAGUGCUCUUUUUGACGAAAGUGUCAAACUCAGAGGAACUUGUGCUCAUUUUAAUAAAUAUUUGCCUCAAGAUAAGAGCUGAAAGUAUAGAAUACUUUUUUUCUUAUUUUAUUGUGACAAUUUUGAAAAUGUACAUUUUUAUAUAGGCUAUAGUGUCACUUGACUUCCAUAGAAAAAAAAAAAAAUACUAUGGAGGUCAAUGGUGGCAUAGUUCCAAUCGUAGAUGAUGACAGAAUUUUCAUUUUUGGGUGGAGUAUCCCAUUAAUUAAAAGUGAAGUGUGUGCCUUUCCUAAGCAUAUCACCUGUACACCAGUUUCCGUACCCAAGUUUAGAAUUGACUUGUCUUUAAAUGCAGUGUAAAAGGCCCACACCAAGGAUGUUAACUAUAAGCGUUUCUAACUCGAGAUUGAUGAUAUUGACACGAAGGAACGAUAUCAUUAGAAUAAAUUUCAGAAUUGUUUUCCAGCUGAUGAAUGAUAAAAAAAACAUUGACAGACAACCAGAAUCCCACCUGGAGUGCACUCUUAUAUUAAACACAUUGUUCUUGUGCGUUAGUUUGGACGCUAAAAAGGUUUUGUUAUGAUGAAAUAUAUAGCCUAUUAUUGUUCUUAGUGUGAACGGGCCUCGUUUUAUCCCCUUAAUUUUUAUUGAUAAUGUAAAUGUCAUUUUUGUUAAGCAAAUGUCAUUUUUUGUUAAAUGUCAGUUUUGUAUGCAGGCUGUAUAUGAAAAAAAUCUAUACUCUCACACUGUAUAUGCAGGCUGUAUAUGUUUUAUGACGUAUAAAAUUUUUUAUAAAAA